AUGGUCUUAAAACUGAAGCAGCAAAAGGAGAAAGACGACAAGGCAGAGAAGUACAUUCUAAAACAGACCAGACGCGAUUCUCUCCCUCAGCUUCUUGUAAGUCUUGGAAAAGGUUUUCUUAAACUUGGUACAAAACUGAACAAAGAUAAACCUAAACGUCCUUCUAGCCCAGUCGUAAAGCAACGUUUAAAAGYUCAAAYCCCCCACGAUAAUCCAACUGCAUCUCCCAGUGUAGCUACACCYACACCUACAGYGGCGAUACAAAGUGAUGAUGAUGAAGGUGAUGCAAUUGGAGAUGCAAAACUCACAAAGUGGCAAGAGCCACCAACAGCAGCUCCUGUGCCAGCCAAACAAGCUAGUGCUGCUUCACCUACAAAACCACCAUCUCCAGCAAUAAAGAAGAUCCCGAAAUCAAAGAAACCUGUCAAGCACAUAGCGUUUGCAAUCACACCAACGCCACAACCUCCUACUGAGAAUCAUGUCCCUCAUAAAAAGAGAAAGGUUCUCAAAAMAUUUCCCUCGCCUGCAUUUAUCAAGAAGAUUUUAAGUCAAAAACCAAAACUUCCACACUUAGACAAACCMGCUAAAAUUAAAGCUAAAAAAGAUACAAAGAAAGCCAUUCAAGAUCUAAAUGCUAAACCUGCAAAAAACGAAGAAACUAUUCCAAACACUGGUGUGGAGAUUCCACCUGACAAGGUGGCAAUGCUACCCAGUCCGACMGAAUCGUCUAUUGAUCAACACUUAUCGGAGCAAUUUCCACAACCAGACGCCUCUUUUACCACUUAUGAAGUGGACAACAAUCAGGGUACAAAUAUUUUUGUUAGUGAUCUCCCAGUCAAUGAAGAUUCCUCACAAAACAAUUUGCAAAAUAUUGACAACGAAAAUAUUGCUAGCACUGAGGUUGCACAGAAUGAAAUGGGUGUACCAAGCCCUAAUGCUAACGCCAACAUUGAUAAUGAGGAUCCCAAUCCAAUAGACAAGCCACUAGGAACAGAUAUAAAUGCACAAAAAGUAGUCUCCAAGACAUCCCAAGAUGAGGAUCCCAAUCCAAUAGACAAGCCACUAGGAACAGAUAUUAAAGCACAAAAUAUCGUAUCAAAGAAGGGUAACACUGAUUCACUGGACACAGCACAGACAACAGAUAUCAAUGAACAAAACGUGCCCUMUGACACGAAAGGAGUAGAGACUGAGCUAGACAAACCUGGAAUUGACUUGAAAGAUACUGUUCUAGGUAAAGAAGCUCUGCCUUCAAAGGCUGGUGUCAUCUCUCCUUUUCAACAAAGUACCGCCAACGAAGUUCAAAGCAAUGCACCUAAAGUCGAGCAAUCGUUUGCGAUUUCGGGUCAAAGUGAAAAUGGACAAGCUAAUGGACAAGCUACAACGCUACCUGUUGGAACUGAAAAUACUGAUCCCGAAUUACCGGAUCAAUCUAACGACGCAGAAAAAGAUGACUACAAAGGCAAAGUUAUAAUACCUUCCAAUAGUACUCAACCGGCCGAGCAGGAUCUUCAAGAACCUAAAUCUCCCGGAGGAUCUGUCCAAAACCCAGCUUUAGAACAAAACACCACCACUAAUGAAGAUGAUGAAACAAAACCUAGUGAGAACAUUGUUGAUAGCUCCUUGUCUGCUACCAAUUCUGAUGAUGGAGUUAUCGUUGAUGGAGAAGUCUCUCCUUCUGCUAUUUCAAACGGAGAGGUCCCUCCUUCUGCUCUUGCAAAUACAAAUGAUAACAAUUUAGAAUCAAAUCAGGGUGAAAUGCAAAAACCAAAAAGCGAAAGUGCGGAUGCCUCCAAAGCCCCCAAGGACCCCGGCCCCGCUCCAAUUGUUCAUCCGGAAGUUAAAACUGGAACUGUGACCCAAGAAAUUGAAGAUGGCGAAGUGUCAGAGAGCGAACUGUAUAACUCUACAUCCUCAGAAAUCAAUAMGUCCAACGAUACUGUUGACUCUUCAGCACAGGAAUCAGGAGUGACUCCUGGUGUCCAUGAAAAAGAAGAGAAAUUGCAGCCAAAUCUCAAUGAAAAUGUUUCKCAGGACAAAACCCAAGAACCCACGGCAUCAAAUUCGGUUGUSAAGUCAGGAGAGAUUCCUUAUAAUAUCCCCCAGAAUAAAACCUUAUCUAAAGAUGAUGCAUCCCUUACAACACCAGAACRACMAMCAACAACCGUAGAUACGCCUYAUCAAGAUACUGGCUUGAGCGAGAACCAACAAUCUACACCUAAUCCUACAGAUUUAUCUCAGCCAACCAAUUUUGUUCAAACAGAUAAUCAUGCGCAUAAUGAUGACCCCAAUGAUGCUAAAGAGCGAGAAGGCGCCGUUUCGCAAAACAGUCUGACAAGUGUACCCCAAUCUGCAGAUAGUGCACCUCAAACAGAUGAUACUCCAAAAAACGUUGAAGUACCAUUAAAAGACGUCCCUUUGAACCCUUUGAGCAAAGCUACCGAUAUUGCGCCCGAAAAUGGAAACGUACCACAAUCAGAUAUGCCCGCAAAUAAUGUACCAGUACCUGUACAAGAUGAAAGUUCCAAUCAAGGAGCAACACCACAGCAAACAGAUACCRASCUUGAUGCUGCUCCACAAACCAAUGAUGUGCCUUUGAAAGACAACACAAAACAAAGAGAACCAAGUCCCGAGAAAAAUGUAGAAACUAARCAAGAAAAACCAAAUGGGAGUGAUAAUCUAUCAUCAAGCUCCACUACGGAACCUUCUCCUCAAGGUCCCCAAAGCGAAACACAAACAGACUCAACUCGCGAAGUCACAGAUGCAGAAACGGCACCCGAUCAAGUCAACAAUGUCGGUAAAAUGAUGAAUACAACACAACCACCUGAAGAUGAUCUUUCUCARAAAAUAAACCCAGAAACACCUCAKCCACAAACAAAUUCCCAGGAAAURACUGGAAAUCAGAACGAUAAUUUUCAACCUUCUCUUCCUUUAAACACGACGUCUACAAGCGAUGACAUUUCUAGCCAAGGACAAGAAAACACGUUAAAUGGCAUCGUUAACGGAGCUCAAACUCCGAAURAUCCAUCGGUGCAAACCACGAACGAUCAAAGUGUACAAGAUGAGCCAAGCCCCUUGCCAAGCUCGCCUCAAGACACGMCUGAUGCGACCAUUGGAACAGAAUAA
Messenger RNA from Exaiptasia diaphana, 3123 nucleotides. Its product is annotated as flocculation protein FLO11. The transcript is spliced from 3 exons. Lineage: Eukaryota; Metazoa; Cnidaria; Anthozoa; Actiniaria; Aiptasiidae. Bases 1 to 3123 code for a protein of 1040 amino acids. The record is from RefSeq and is a predicted model, not a curated record.